Messenger RNA from Spinacia oleracea (spinach), 2097 nucleotides. RefSeq lists its product as uncharacterized. The coding region runs from base 730 to 2082 and encodes 450 amino acids. Lineage: Eukaryota; Viridiplantae; Streptophyta; Magnoliopsida; Caryophyllales; Amaranthaceae. The transcript has 3 exons. The record is from RefSeq and is a predicted model, not a curated record.
UUUUUCACCAUUAUCAAAACUCAAAUCGGAUUUGGGCUCUGUGUUGGACCUGAGCACCUGACCAUCCCCAUCACCCCAAUCCCAUGACUAGAAUGUUUGGUGUAAUUUUAAUGGCGUUUACGCAUGUUUUCUCUCUCCUUUCUCAAUCUCCCCAUCACGAUCCCUCCUUUUAUUUUCCUAUGUUUCCCAUUUCCCUUUAGAUUUGAUGGGCUGAAAAUGAAAGGCGAAUUUUAGCUCAUUUUCUCAUUAAUCAUGACAAAAAGUAUCAUAGAUAGCCACAAUAUUUUUCUGGUUUUCAAAUUUUGAGAAAUCACUGUGCUUUUUUCAGAACUGGGAAAGGCUUCAAAUUCAAAUAUUUGAAUUGGGUUUCUCAAUUUGUUAAUUGCUGAGUGAUUAUACUAGUUUUGGGAUUAAUUCAAAUAUUUGAAUUGGGUUUUCCUCAAAUUCUCAAUUUAGCAGGUUGCUGAUUGCUUGUGCUAAAUUUGGGAUCAAUUUACAGUGUUGUAGAACAACGUUUGAAUUUGGAGAAGUUUUCAAAUUUCAGAUUUCCGAGUGAUUUACAGGUAUCAUAACUAGUUUCUGAACUGGGUUUUGCUUGGAUAAUGUAGAAAUGUCUUCUUUGAUGCAUACAUUUCUGAAUUUUUGAUUAUGAAAGAAAGAUAUUUGGGUAUUGCUUAAGAUUAUUGGUUUAUAGAUGCAAGCAGUUGAUUGAUGAAUACUAUAUAAGAUAUGUUUGAUGGAAGUAUGACAAUGUCUUUCCAUACAUUGAAUUAUCCAACAUAUGUUUUAGGGAAUACAUAUAAACAUGGGUUAUUAAGAAGCUCAAGAAUGAUUCCUGCUUUAGCUGCUACUCCCCCAUCUUCAAUUCUUGUGCACACUGGUGAAAGUGACAAUUUCUUGAAAUGUGGGGGAAAUAAUUAUGUGCCAAACAUGUCUUUAUCAAACAAAGAUUUUAGUACUAGUUCUAUUCUUAAUCAAGCCAAUGGAAUUGGUGUAAUAGGAGGGGUAUCUCUUGAUUCUACAAUGAAUUUCUUGCAUAAGCUUGUGCAAUGGGGAUCAAUGGAGGGAAAGGAUUGUUCUCCUCCAUUCAUGCUUUGUUCUGAUCCACAGUUAACGGAUUUGCUCUUGAACUAUGAAAGAAGUUCUUUUCCUUCACUUUACACUCAAGUAAAACCCUGUAAUUUAGAUCAUACUCCGAUUGUAGCGAACUUGAACUGCAAAAGGGCAUUUCUUGAACAAGGGGGUGCUAAAUGCUUAGUGAUGCCUUGCCAUUUGUUGCAUUCUUGGCAUGGUGAUGUUUCUAUUGGAUGCAGUGUGCCUGUUCUUCAUAUGGGUGAGUGUGUGGCUAAGGAGUUGAAGGAAGCCAAAUUAAGGCCUCUUGAAACUGGAUGUCCUUUGAGAAUUGGUGUUGUUGGUAGUGAUGCUGUAUUGAAAUCAGGGUUUUAUCAGGAAAAGCUACAGAAUGAGGGAUUUGAGGUGGUGCUCCCUGAUAAAGCAACCAUGGAACACGCAGUGCGUCCUGCUAUCGAAGCUUUAGACAGGAAAGACAUUGAAGGUGCCCGGAACUUGUUAAGAAUUGCUCUUCAGGUUCUUUUGGUGAGAGCUGUAAACAUGGUCAUCAUUGCCUCUCAUGAUAUGCGCGAGCUUUUACCUCAUGAUGACCCUCUCCUUAAGAAAUGCAUUGAUCCAAUUGAUUCUUUGGUCAGGUCAACUAUCAUAUGGGCUCAAUCCGUUGAAACAGGCUUUGUGAAGGACAGGACAGAACAGAACAGAACAGAUGUGUUAUGUGUAACUUCGUAUUGGCAAAGUUCUGCAAUUGUUUGGUAUUUCAUCCUCUACAAGUCAAAUUCAAUCCAUUUAUCUGGUAUUUUUUUUGUUACAUUCUCUUAUAUAACCAUCUGUAUCAAUGCCUCAAAUUUGUACAGCCCCUGGAAUAAAUUAAUCAAAAUUCUGAAUCUGAAAUAUCCCUUGAACUUUUUUUGUCAAAUACUUUGUAUUAAAAUCAUCUUAAUUCUUGCAGUCUGUACUUUCUGGAAGUAUGGACUAAGAAAACUGUUGCAGAUUGGUGAUAACCAUACAUAAAUUAUUCUUCUCUAA